CACGUGACCUCCGUGUAUGCAUGUUGGCAUUAUUGUGUUAAGCAAACCCACAACCUGUGACCGCCUGACACGCAUGCCACUGGUGUCUCAGCCGCUCGCCGGCGCCGGCCUGGCCGCGACUCGCGCGUGCCCAGUUCAAGUAUUGUCGGCUUAUCGCCAGCAUCGUGAACAGGCAGCGGCGGGGGUCCGCACGUGGGGCGAGCAGCGGUUGGGGCUUCCACACGGGCUACUCCAAGCCCGCCCGAGCAGCAACUGCACGACUCUCGGACCCCUGUUCACUCGUCGUAGCCAGCCGCAGGUGGCAAUGGCUUCCACCACCUCGGCUUCAGGUUCAGGGUCAGGGUCAGAGGCAGGGGCGGGGGCGGGGCUAGGCUCUGGGGCAGAGGCGCUGGCGCUGCGUGUCGCUGGGGACUACAUGCAGCUGUCGCGGUCAGAGACGCUGCAGCAGGUGUAUCCGCUGUUGGCCGAAGACGCCACCUACACCAGCCUGUCGCUCGGCACCACCUGCGCCGGGCUUCCCGCCAUUCGCAACAUGAUGGAUGGCUUCUUCGCAAAGUUUCCGGAUGUGGCGUGGGAGACGACGUCCAUGGCGGUGGUUGCUGCCUCGGAGCCGCGGCCGCAGGCGGUAAAGGUGGCGGUGGAGUUUGUCAGGCGCUGGACGGCGGAGGACGGGGCGGCGCAGGUGCGCACCGGCCGCGAGUGGAUCCACGUGGACCCUGGAUCCGGCCGCAUCGUGCACGUGCACGUGGCGCCGCUGGAUCCAUGAUGCUGACAUGCUGAGCGGAUCCAUGCGCGACUCGGAUUGAUUGGAUUCUUGGGAACGGCGUGGCGGCAGUUGCACUGCGUUGCCAACGUGUGGCUGGGCUGGUUGCUCGGUGGCUGCGACUGCAUGUGUGUGUGUGUGUGCGUGUGCGUGUGCGUGUGUGUGGCCCGGUUGUGUGUGGGCAGCAUGUGUGGGCAGUCAAAAGGGCUAGCGGAGGGCCCAAGGUGUGGCUGGAGUAGCUGUCUAGCUAGAGGGGUCUAGGGCAAUGCGCCGGAAAAGGUAAGGGAAGGGCAGCGCUGCGGCACAGGCACUAGUCGAGUGGACGCGUGAGCCGUGAGGAACGCCAACAACGAGCUCUCGGAGCGAGCCAGAAUGCAGGCAUGAGUGCAGGCACGAUGAGCAAUCAGACACUGCCAAAUUGCCUGGGGGUGGGGUCGUGGGGCGGGGGAUGCGAACCGUGGGGCGUGCGAACCCCGAAGGCUAAGCAGACGGAGAUGCGGUCUGAUGGUUGCUGUGCCUUUCAGCGACAGGUUUUGAGGGGUUGUGGGAAUGUGGAGGAAGGCGGGGACGCGGAGCGAGGCGCCUGCGUGCUGGAUCUUGAACCGGAUGCCAAGGAUGCCGAAACGCUGAAGCAGACCGGCUUCGGCGCAUUAUUGAAGCAGAACUUGG
This is a messenger RNA of Chlamydomonas reinhardtii, 1432 nucleotides long. RefSeq lists its product as uncharacterized. NCBI's taxonomy places the organism in Eukaryota, Viridiplantae, Chlorophyta, Chlorophyceae, Chlamydomonadales, Chlamydomonadaceae. Bases 305 to 766 code for a protein of 153 amino acids. The transcript has 5 exons. The record is from RefSeq and is a predicted model, not a curated record.